Molecule: messenger RNA, 1622 nt
Organism: Poecilia latipinna (sailfin molly)
Lineage: Eukaryota; Metazoa; Chordata; Actinopteri; Cyprinodontiformes; Poeciliidae
Product: rab GTPase-activating protein 1-like
Exons: 11
Coding region: 123-1622 (499 amino acids)
Source: RefSeq, a predicted model, not a curated record
AAUCCAGUUCCUUUUGUUUUUCAUGCAGGCUGCCAUCCAACACAGCUGGGCUGACAGGAGGGAAGGGGAGAACAUUAACCUUGGUCUCCCUUAGAUCCUGAUCCUGAGUGAACCUGCUAGCCAUGGAUGACAGCUCCUCACUGGGCAAAGUCAGCAGCUCUACAGAGUCCGUGGCCACCGUCACCAGUGAAGAGUUUGUCCUAGUGCAGUCCAGCUCGGCCAGUUCACCGCAGGGCUCUGAGGGCAGACCGAGACUCAAGAUGUCGUGGAAUGGAAGUGAUCAGCUGGAAAAGGCUAUGGAGGAGGUGUUGGAUGAUGAUGAUGAGGUGAAGGUAGAAAAGAGCUGCGUGGAACAGAUGGAAAAGCAAAAGAAACUGGAGAGCCAAGUGUCAGAGACCCAACCUGCAGAAGCAUGUCCGGCACCAUCCAGUCCCAGUGUCAUAGAGGAGGACAGCGUCCAGUUCAACAAGCUAUCGUACCUGGGUUGCACGUGGGUCAAAGCUCCUCGCAACGAGGCAGAGGCGCAGAGAGCCAUGGCGACCCUGCGAGCGGAGAGCGCCAUCCCGAUUCCCAUCACACUGCAUGUUCCCUGUGGGCCAGAUGGUUCUGUCAGAAUCGUAGACCAGGCCUCAGGAACAGAGAUCGCCUCCUUCCCCAUCUACAAGGUGCUGUUCUGCGCCCGCGGGCGUGAAGGCUCUGUGGAAAGCGACUGUUUCUCCUUCACUGAGAGUUACCGAAGUUCAGAGGAUUUCCAGAUUCACGUCUUCUCUUGCCACAUCAAAGAGGCCGUCAGCCGCAUCCUGUACAGUUUCUCCACAGCCUUUCGGCGCUCUUCACAACGAGCAGACAUCAGGGACACGGCGCUUUCUGGCCCGCCUGACGGAGAUCUCUACACCUUCACUGUCUCACUGGAGAUCAGAGAAGAUGAUGGCAAAGGCAACUACAACCCGGUGCCAAAGGACAGGGAUAAGUUUUACUUCAAGCUGCGACAAGGUGUCCAGAAGAAGGUGCUGGUUUCUGUUCAACAAAUGUGCAACAAGGAGCUGGGCAUCGAAAGGUGUUUUGGGAUGCUGCUGAGUCCCGGGCAGAAAGUCUGCAACAGUGACAUGCAUCUUCUUGACAUGGAAUCGAUGGGAAAGAGCUCAGAUGGAAAAGCCUACAUCAUCACAGGAACGUGGAAUCCCAACAUGGCCGCCUUCCAGCCACUGAAUGAAGACACUCCCAAAGAUAAGCAGGUGUACAUGACGGUGGCGGUGGACCUGGUGGUGACCGAAGUGGUGGAACCCGUUCGCUUCCUGUUGGAAACUCUCGUCAGGGUUUAUCCGUCAAACGAACGUUUCUGGUACUUCAGCCGAAAGACCUUCAGCGAAACGUUCUACCUCAGGCUGCGGCAGCAGGCCCCUGACAGGGUGAGUCAGAGUGACGCUGUGUACGAAGUGGUGAGCCUUCAGAGGGAAGCAGAAAGAAACGUUGGAGAAAGGGAGCAGGUCACUUCCCAUAAUGAGGAAGAAGAUGUCGAUGAAGAUAGUGACAGCGAAAUCUCCAGUGGGACUGGAGAUGUCUCCAAGGACUGUCCGGAGAAAAUACUGGAGUCAUGGGGAGGGAUCCUCACCAGAUGGUAG